Pieris macdunnoughi is the source of this 1746-nucleotide messenger RNA. The record is from the annotation of a GenBank genome assembly. Lineage: Eukaryota; Metazoa; Arthropoda; Insecta; Lepidoptera; Pieridae.
AUGGAUUUUAAUACAUAUAAUAUUACUGGAAAAUGUAGAUUUUGCCACUCAGAGGGAUUCCACAGAGAUCUAAUGAAAGAAUACGAAGGAAAUAAUUUAAGCGAGAUUUAUUUUGAUAUCUUUCAGGAAUGCUUUAAUUUAUAUCUAUGCAUUGUGUCCAACCAAAGUAGCCUAAUAUGUAUGUCCUGUAUUAAACAACUGCGUGAUGCAAAUAGUUUCCGAGCAAUGGUUGUUAAAGCUGAACAAGAUUUGCUGCAAGCUUCAGAACGAGAUCCAGUUUUUAUUAAUAUUAGUGAUACAUGGUCAAACAAGGCCAGAGUGGAGGUAAAUACACAAGAGAUGGUAAAAUUAGAAAUCUGUGAUUCAACAUUGGAUAAUGAUAUAGAGGACUGCAAUCUUGGUAAACAAUGGAAUAGCAACACAAAUGUGAAAAGCGAGGAAAUCUUGGAAAAUUCAUUUGAUUCCUAUUCUAUAUUGGAUCAAGAUUGUUGCAGUGAUAAUGAAAUACAAGGUGAAAAUGAAUUAUUGUCAAGGUUUGCCGGUUUGAAGCCACUACCCACUCGACACACUUUGUACAAAACUUACUACAACUUUGCCAAACAGUUGGAUUCUUUGAAAGGUAAAAACGUAAGGGCAACAGAUAUUAAGGCCCUCCUUCAAAAGCAAAACAAAACAUCAUCCACAUAUGUAACAGAAAAAUCGACUCUCUUAAAUAACAUAAUGCAACUCUUACAAAAUUCCAAUCUGGCGCCAUUCCAACCAAAACGGCGCUCUGGAAUCCUUUGCCUUUACUGUUCUAAACCUUUUGACAACUUUCAAAAUCUCCAUUCACACCAAGAAAGCGAAAACUGCAAGAAAUCAAUAAAAAAAGUUCUUAAUAAAAAAUGUUCCGAGUCCUUAAUUAUUUACGCUCAUAUAAACGAAUUAAAAUGCACAAUAUGUAAUACCUCACUCGACUUUAACGCGUUAAAAGCGCACUUAAUGACGGUACACAAGCAAAAGUUUUUUCCCUCCAGUGAGAGGGUAGUUCCAUUCAAAUUGAUUAAGGGAAACGAGUUCAUUUGCCAAAUUUGCGGGUUUAGCUUCGAAACAUUCGGUUCAAUUGAACGCCACAUGAACACGCAUUACAGGAAUUAUGUUUGCGAAUGCGGCGCUGGUUAUAUGACGAAAAAUCGUCUAAAGGUACACUGGAGGUAUUCGCAUAAGAACGGGGUGUUUCCAUGCGAGAUAUGCAAAAAGACAUUCCCUUCCCAACAUAAAUACAACUGCCAUUAUGACGUCGUCCAUAGAUCUGUGAAAAAAAAUAAAUGCACGAAGUGUCCAGCUCGUUUCGCUGAUUAUUUUAAUAAGCACAAACACAUGGUCGAAGUCCACGGCGAACCGCCUCUGGAAUACAGAUGUAACGUUUGCGAUGCGAUUUUUAAACGACGCUACGCCUUGCUCUGCCAUGUGCGCCGGCGCCAUUUGGAGAUGAAGAAUGUGGAUUGCGAAUUGUGUAGCUAUAAGUGUUAUACGGUGACGGAAUUGAAAGUGCACAUGAUAAAGCAUGUUGGGGAGAGGACGAAUCAAUGUAGCAUAUGCAAAAAGGCAUAUGCGAGAAAGAAAACGUUGAAGGAGCAUAUGCGGAUACAUGCUAAUGAUAGGAGAUUUGUUUGCGCUAUUUGUGGGCAGGGCUUCGUGCAGAAUUGUAGUUUGAAAGGACAUAUGCGAUCGCAUCAUGCAGAUAGCGAUUUAGCUAAGGGUUAA